AUGUGGAUAGGGCGAACAGGAGCGCCAUGGAGAGCUUUGCCUGAAGAAUAUGGCAAGUGGUUUAGUGUGCAUAAAAGAUUCAUAAGAUGGGCAAAAGCAGGUGUGUGGCAGAUGAUUUUCAAUACUCUAGCUGUAGACGAAGACACGGAAUGGCUGAUGAUAGACUCAACAAUAAUAAGGGCACAUCAGCAUGCAGCUGGUGCUAAAAAAAAAUGAGGAGACUGAAGAGGAAAAUCAGGGAUUGGGGCGAUCUAAAGGUGGUUAUUCAACCAAAUUACAUGCUGCUUGUGAUGCUCUUGGCAACCCAUUAAGGUUUUUUGUUACUGCUGGACAAAGGUCGGAUUAUGUAAAGGCUUUAGACUUAGUGGAAGGCAAGAAAAUGGCAGCACUUAUUGCAGAUAAAGGGUAUGACGCAAAUUAUAUGAUUAAAGCGGCAGAAGCUAUCAAUGCUGAACCGGUUAUUCCACCACGUUCCAAUAGAAAAACACCAAGAGAAUACGAUAAAGAGCUUUAUAAAGAGAGAAAUCUCAUCGAAAGAAUGUUCAAUAAACUCAAGAAUUUUCGUAGGGUUGCUACUCGUUAUGAUAAAUUAGCUAUUUCUUUCUUAUCUUUUGUCCAUAUUGCUUCUAUAUAUCUUUGGUUAAAAUAA
Cinara cedri is the source of this 649-nucleotide messenger RNA. The record is from the annotation of a GenBank genome assembly. NCBI's taxonomy places the organism in Eukaryota, Metazoa, Arthropoda, Insecta, Hemiptera, Aphididae.